Gopherus flavomarginatus (Mexican gopher tortoise) is the source of this 3818-nucleotide messenger RNA. It is a transcript of the gene SCARA5, whose product is annotated as scavenger receptor class A member 5. Gene Ontology annotation, molecular function: ferritin receptor activity. The record is from RefSeq and is a predicted model, not a curated record. Gene Ontology annotation, biological process: iron ion transmembrane transport. Gene Ontology annotation, cellular component: plasma membrane. Bases 1747 to 3222 code for a protein of 491 amino acids. NCBI's taxonomy places the organism in Eukaryota, Metazoa, Chordata, Testudines, Testudinidae. The transcript has 9 exons.
ACUACGGUUACCAGGCAAUGGAGUCACUCCUUUAGCUUGGGUGCUAGAGAGCUGUGCUGUAGGUCUGAGGUUCAAACCCAGCUGAGGGCUCCACUAGGGCUAGUGCACAUGGCUGGAGCUGGGUGGGGGGGGGGCUAUUGCUGACUCUUCCUGCGAAGGAGGAGAGGGAGACUGAGUCAGUAUUUCAGGCACUAGCUGGAGACCUGGGUUCUGUUCCCCACUCUGCUGCAGACACCCUGUAUCGGUGGUUUUCAAACUGUGGUACUGGGUCACGGAACGAAAGGCGCUGGGUCACAGCAGCUCUGCCCAGCAGCUCCUACCGGGCUGUUAAACGUCCCAUCAGCGGUGCAGCCUGGCUGAGGCAAGCUAUUCCCUAUCUGUUCUGACACCGCGCUGCACCCCGGAAGUGGCCAGCAGCAGGUCCAGCUCCUAGGUGGGGGCGGGGGGGCACUGCCCCUGCCCCAAGCACCGGCUCUGCACUCCCAUUAGCCAGUUUUCAGCCAAUGGGAGCUGGGGAAGGGCAGUGCCUGCGCGCGAGAGCCGCAUGGAGCCGCUUGCACACCUCUGCCUAGGAGCCGAACAUACUGCUGGCCACUUCCGGGGCGCAGCACAGUCCGUGGUGCCAGGACAGGCAGGCAACUUGCCUUAGCACCCCUGCUGCACCACUGAUCGGGAGCCACCUGAGGUAAGCCCGAGCCCCAACCCUGUGAGCCAAUCCCCUCCCCCAGCCCUGAGCCCCCCCAACCAAGAGCCCCCUCCUGCACCCCAAACCCCUCAUCCCUGACCCCACCCCAGAUCCUGCACCCUCAGCCCAGAGCCCUGACCCUGUCCCAUACCCUAGUCCCCUGCCCCAGCCCUGAGCCCCCCCAAACCCAGAGCCCCCUCCUGCACCCCAAACCCCUCAUCCCUGGCCCUACCCUGCUGUUCUCACCUAUGCACCCCAACCCUCAGCCCCAGCUGCACUGAGUCAUGGGCAUCGACAAUUUUCUUCAACUGGGUCACCAGAUAAAACUACUGCCCUGUAUGACCUUGGGCAAGUCACUUAGUCCCUCUGUGCCUCAGUUUCCCCUCUGCCCAUUGGGGAACAGCCUUCCCCCCUGGCAGGAGGAUAAAGAGGAAGGCGAUUGGAUACUCAGGGGACGAGAGAGCACAGCUAGGAUGAGCCCCUGGCUAUUUUGCUGAGGUUUUCGCCCUGUUGUGUAGCCACGAUACGUUCGCACUGUAGCGUCUUGGUCACAAGAGGGCGCACAAACCCCCAACUUCAGCCUUGGCAACUCCUCCAAGAGCUACAAAAGUCUCCUGCAAGUUCAGUUCACAGCAGCCCAGCCCUGCAGCUGCCUCCGGCUCUGCGGAGCAUCCUUCGGUGCCCUCUCCCCCCAGGCCUGGUGGCUGCAUGCAAGAGCCUGGAAAACCUGCUCGGCUGCUGCACUGGCUGGUCCUAGAGGAGGGCUGGGGUCUCUCUCCUAACUUCUCACCCACUGGGAAGAAGCCUGGAAGGAGCCAGGAGGAUUUGGGGAAGUCUCUGCAUCCCCCCAGCACAACCUUGCAAAAGGCUGACCAGCCCCAGCCGACUAUGGAAGAAGCUGCAGAUGCUGCCUAGUUCUUUUCUUCCUUUCCUGAGUUUCUGGAGCUCUCUGUAAAGCACAAAGUUCUGUUCUCCUCCCUGGGCGAUGCUGCCUCCUAGGAACUAACUGGAAAACGCCUCGUCCUUCUAGCUGCAAGAUUUCAGCCUGCAGCAGCGAGAGGAUGGAGAACAAGGCCAUGUACCUGCACACCUUCAGCGAGCGGGAGAACGGCUCCAUCUUUGAGGAGUCAUUUGAUGGAAGGAACCUGUCCAAACUGAACCUCUGUGAGGAUGGUCCAGGCGGCAGGAGGAGGGGAACAGGGCGCUGUGGCCGGCUGGGCUCCAUCACAGCUCUGAAGUACGCGGUGGUCGGACUCUACCUGCUCGUGUUCCUGAUCCUCGUCGGCUUCUUCAUCCUGGCAGUCUCCAGGCCGCAGAGCUCCCCCGAGGACCUGAAGGCGCUGACGGGGAAUGUGAACCGCCUGAACGAGAGCAUCAGGGAUAUGCAGCUCAAGCUGCUGCAGCUGCCGCUCAAAGGGGACAUCCUGGACCACAUCUGGCGGCUCCAGGAUCUGCUGCAGAAUCACUCAGACUCCCUCUUCCUGAUGACGGGCUCCCUGCAGAAGCUGGAGGGGUUCCUCUGGAGCCUGCAGGCCCAGGCGAGCCAAACGGACAAGGCCGUGGCCAGCCUGAGAGACAGCUUGCACCAUCAGAGUGACAUGGCCCAGCUGGAGACUUACAGGCUCUCAGUGGAGGGCAACAGCAGCCGGCUGCUGCUGGAGCACCACAACAGCCUCCUCACGCACCUGGCCACCCAGGUGGAGAGCCUGAGCGACCAGCUGACCGAGGUGGGCGGGGCCGUGGGCACCAUCAACAGGACCUUCUCCUACGACGUGGGCAUCCACCACACCCGGAUACAGGACCUGCAGGUGCUGAUCAGCAACGCCACGGAGGACGCCCGGCAGAUGAGGCGGAUCCAUAUUGCCAUGGAGCAGCAGCUGAAGCAGGAGCUGGCCAUCCUGAACAAUGUGACUGAGGACCUGAGGCUGAAGGACUGGGAGCACUCCAUCGCCUUGCGGAACAUCUCCGUGAUACGGGGGCCUCCAGGACCAAAAGGAGACCAAGGCAAUGAAGGAAUGGAAGGUGAACCUGGAGUUCCUGGUUUACCUGGACUAAGAGGGCUCCCUGGGGAGAGAGGGCCUCUGGGACCACCUGGCCUGAAAGGAGACAAAGGAGACCUCGGCCCGUACGGCCCUGCUGGGAUGCGGGGAUUCAAAGGUGAUCGAGGCCAGAAAGGAGAGAAGGGAGACAGAGGUGGCGAAACAGCUGCUGCCGAGGAGGGGCUGAUCCGGCUGGUGAACGGCUCUGUCCCCCACGAGGGGCGGGUGGAGGUGUUCCAUGACCGGCACUGGGGGACGGUGUGCGAUGACAGCUGGGACAAAAAGGACGGGGACGUGGCCUGCAGGAUGCUGGGUUUCCGAGGCGCUCAGGAGGUGUACAGGAUGGCCAGGUUCGGGCAAGGUAUAGGGCGGAUCUGGAUGGACGACGUCGCCUGCAAAGGCACAGAGGACAGUCUGUUUCAGUGCACCUUCUCCAGCUGGGGGAAGAGCAACUGCGGCCACGCCGAGGACGCUGGAGUGAAGUGCCUCACGCAGUGACCUCAAGGACAAGCCACCAGCGGGAAGCCAGAUUAUCCCAUCAAGAGGGGGCUGUGCCGAGAGAGAGGGACACACUGAGAAAUGCUGCAGCAACCAUCCGUAUAUCCUUAGCCCAGCCGCCUGCUCCAGGGUGACUGAGCAUGUGCCUUUUGCCUCCGGGCUCACUGCCGAGUCUGUCGUCUUCUGAUCUACUGAGACUCCUCUCCCGUGUGUCCCACCGUCCUGGAUAAUAUUAGCACUUCCUGUAGCCCUCCCCCUCCUUGCCUUUUCUGUCUCUUGCUCUCGCUUCUAGAUCAAAGUUAAGGCUGCAAAGCCAUUAUCCCUGUCCACCCCUUCUCCUUUCCCCAGCCCUGUAAUAUACAUGGGUAUUUUAACAGCCGCUGAGACUCAUCAUCUUGCCGCGGGCUAGUAGGACUGGACUGUGAGACCGGUGCCGUGCCCGCAAAGACUCUGAGGUAGAUACAACAAGGAGCAACUGCACUUAGGCUGGCUGGAGAGGGACGUAUUCUCCUGUUUAGCUUAGCAAGCCAGCGAACCAGCCCCAGCCUAUACGUCCUCAAACAUUUUAGUAGAGAAAUAAAUGUCUUUUUACUCUU